GACGUUGCAGCCAAUGCCAAUAGAGAAGCCCCUUUCUCAUUUUUUUUCCUUCUUGUAAGCGAGACGUGAAGUGCUCUGCUCUGGGAUUGUUGGUCCGUCAGCUUUUGGAACAGACAGCAGAAUGGGAGUGCAAUUAGAGACAAUCUCACCGGGAGAUGGACGGACCUUCCCAAAGAAAGGGCAGACCGUGCAUGUACAUUAUGUGGGGCUCCUGGAGGAUGGCAAGAAGUUUGACUCAUCCCGUGACAGAGACAAGCCUUUCAAGUUUAAGAUUGGCUGUCAUGAGGUGAUCCGUGGCUGGGAGGAAGGAGUUGCACAGAUGAGUGUGGGUCAGAGAGCUCGUCUCACUUGUUCCCCUGAUUAUGCCUAUGGCAAAACUGGACACCCGGGGAUCAUACCCCCCAAUGCCACCUUGAUUUUUGAAGUUGAGUUGCUGAAGAUGGAAUGAGAAAUGGAGUGUCUACGGGUGACGGGUGCCUGCCAAGAAGGUCACAGAGUCAAAAACCCAGAAUGGAUGCUACCUCCUCCGUCCCCCCUGUCACUCACUCCGCCUUUUGCUUGUCACUUAUUUGCCACCCCCAGCAGGACCUGGGCACCUUGUAUGAUAUUUGGUGGAAGAGGGUUCUGUCUGCAUCCAAAAGGCAAUGUCAUAGGAGAUAUUGUUACUGUGGCACAGCCCCAAGAUCAGAGUGUUGGGGCAGCAUUUAACCCCUAAUGCGCUGUCUGACCAUACACUGCAGAGUUGUUCUGUUUUGUGUCUGAUCCCUUCACCACCCUUCAGCCCCAAUUGCACUCUGUAAAUAAAUAGCUUUUCUGUA
Molecule: messenger RNA, 818 nt
Organism: Bombina bombina (fire-bellied toad)
Lineage: Eukaryota; Metazoa; Chordata; Amphibia; Anura; Bombinatoridae
Gene: FKBP1A
Product: FKBP prolyl isomerase 1A
Exons: 5
Coding region: 122-448 (108 amino acids)
Molecular function (GO): peptidyl-prolyl cis-trans isomerase activity
Source: RefSeq, a predicted model, not a curated record